AUGCAGUUCUCUAUCACCGCCCUUGUUCUCGGCCUCGCUGCCGUUGCCUCCGCUGGUAUCGUCGAUACUGAGGGUAUUCGCAACGCUCCCCGCAGUGCUCUUGUCUUUGCCCGCCAGAAUGACCAGAACGGCAACCGACCUGUUCCCAACGGUCAAUGCUGUGUCGCCAAUACCAGUCUUAAGCAGGAUGCUUGCACAAGCCAAUCAGGCCAAGCCGGUCGCUGUGUUCCCGGUGGAAACAACUGUGGUGGUACCCUGAGCUGCAUUGAGCAGUCCAACCUUCAGUGUGAUGCGAAUGUGCUUGAGCGCGGAAACUCCCUCUGCCGUGCUAAGGCCCAAAACGGAGGUCUCUUCGACGGUGGCCGAAUCAUCCAGAACCUUAGCGAGGCUUCAGUCAACUAG
This is a messenger RNA of Fusarium sp. VM40, 402 nucleotides long. The record is from the annotation of a GenBank genome assembly. NCBI's taxonomy places the organism in Eukaryota, Fungi, Ascomycota, Sordariomycetes, Hypocreales, Nectriaceae.